Babesia ovata is the source of this 1179-nucleotide messenger RNA. RefSeq names its product glycosyl transferase group 1, putative. Lineage: Eukaryota; Apicomplexa; Aconoidasida; Piroplasmida; Babesiidae. Bases 1 to 1179 code for a protein of 392 amino acids. The transcript has 3 exons. The record is from RefSeq and is a predicted model, not a curated record.
AUGCCGUCGGAGGAGUUUGAUUUAUUUCUCCUCGGGGGCUCUAUCAGUCCGAACAUGUGGGCGUUGAUCUUGCUGGUGAAUCAGUUUCUUGUUGAAAAGCGUUUCUGUGCGCUUCGAUAUCUUCUCGUAGAAGUCGGGUUCGUAGAGGUCACGCUGCGGGAACAGGUUGAGCGCGAGCUCGUUACCGUCCUCCAGGUUGUCCCUGAGACUACCUCCGUAGUACUUCAGGAACUCUUCCGGCGCCACUGGCAGCUUCAUAAUGGUGUAAUUACCAGUUAUCAUCUUUUGCACGACCUCGACGAACUGUCGGAUGAAAAGCGAGACGGAUUCCCGGAUGCUUUGAGGGCUGAGACGUUCCAUCUUUUUGCGCACCAGUCUGCGUUCGAGGUUCCGGAACGUCGUCGCCACGAGCGCCUGGUACCUGGUAUCAAGUGUGGUGAGGAACCCAUUGAUGCUAAACAUUUGCAAAAGCCGAUCAACUACGGUCAUACCAUCCCUUCCAACGGCGUCAUUUGUAACUUCGAACGACGUUCGGAUCAUGUUUUCCACCUCCUCAUGGCCUUUGGCAAUUUGGCGCUUCAUCUCACGCUUGUUGGCAAGGAAGUCGCCCGACUCCUUGGCCUCAAUGCUCAGCGAGAACAACUCGAGCAGGUGCAGCGGCAGGAUGUUACCCUUAGAAUCCGUGAUGGUUCGUUUCAGAACGCGGUCCAUGAGCUGUUCCACCGUCCUGAUGUCGGUCUUCUCGUUGAUGAGGAACUCGCGGGCACGGGUGCCGACGACGAUGGUCUGGUGCGGAGAAAGACCCAGACCUGUUGGAGGCGCCGUCGUAAUGAACUCCUUGAGCGACCAUGGCCAGUUUGCGGGAUCGUCGGAGCUCUUCUUGACCAAGAGGUACAGGUCAUUGGGGUUGUUUUUCACAUAGUUGCGGACGACGUUCCUGGUGAAUUCCGCGCCUGUUUUCGAGUCGUCCUUGAUACCUGGAAGGUCCACGAAAAUGGCGUUGACGCCGUUGGGCACGAACACUUCGACUUCCAACUCGUCAGCCAGGAUGCGAUCCCCGAUGGAUUGCAUGUGCGAGCGCAUGGCGUCCUGCACACUGCGAAUGUCCAUCAGCUUCCCGUCGAACAGACACCAUAUGGUGCCUCCCUUCAAGUUCGCGGGGUCGAUUUGCACCUUUAG